CAAACAACAGAUAUAAAUUGGAUGUAGAUGAUGAAUACUUUUAUUGCGUUUUAAUUUUACAGAAGAAGGACUGUAUUAAAAUGUGAUAUGAAAUAUUUGUGAUAAUUUUUUAGUAUACUGUGCCUGUUUCAGUUGAAGUGUAAUAUUACAAAAUGAAUAAUGAUACUGGACUGACUCAUAUUGAAGAAACUGUAAGCGAAACGACAUCAGACACGGCACAAUUGAUAAGCAAUGAAGCUAGCACCUCUAACUAUGCACAGCUAAAUAGAUCAGUUACGUUUCAGAAUUCAGACGAUGAUGAAUUAAAUUGUAGCCAUGGCAUAAGGAGGAGACAGCCAGUUCAAAAAAUUGAACCGGGUUCUAUGAACAUACUCUCUGCUAAAUAUGAGAGCUUGGACUAUGAUACCUGUGAGAACCAUUUACUCCUUGAUGAAGAACGUAAAAGGGGCUAUCCAUUUAUUGUAUGGAAGGACAUUGCUCGGUGGUUUGUUAUCCUACAGAUUGGAGUUGUGACGGCGUUAAUAGCUUUUGUAAUUGAUAUAUGCAUAGAAGAAUUCUCAGGAAUAAAAUAUAAGCAACUGAAAAAAUCUGUUGACAUUUAUGUAUUGGAAGAUAAACUAUACAUACCAUACCUUUUGUGGGUAUUAUCAAAUAUAUGCAUAGUAUUUUUGGGGUCAGUGCUGGUCGCAUAUGUCGAGCCAGUGGCAGCAGGUAGUGGCAUACCGCAGGUGAAAUGUUACCUGAAUGGUGUCAAAGUACCGAGAGUUGUGCGCAUCAAGACACUGGUGGUGAAGGCGGUUGGUGUCAUUACUGCUGUGGUCGGAGGAUUGGCCGGAGGAAAGGAAGGUCCUAUGAUCCACAGUGGGGCGGUAGUUGCAGCAGGUAUAUCGCAAGGAAAGAGCACGACGUUCAACAAAGACUUCAAAAUAUUUCAUUACUUCCGCGAGGAUCACGAGAAGCGUGAUUUUGUGUCUGCGGGCGCGGCGGCCGGGGUGUCUGCAGCUUUUGGGGCUCCUAUUGGUGGAGUACUGUUCUCAUUAGAGGAAGGAACUAGUUUCUGGAAUCAGGCAUUAACAUGGAGGACAUUUUUUGGAACUGUUGUGUCUACAUUUACUUUGAAUUUCGCUCUAUCUACAUAUCAUGGACAUCCAGGGGAAUUGAGUUACCCAGGUCUAUUAAACUUGGGUAAAAUGGAACCGUUUCCGUUUCAAUUCUAUGAACUGCCCGUGUUCAUGCUAUUUGGUGCGGUUGGUGGUAUGAUGGGUGCGCUGUGGAACUAUAUUAAUUACAGGCUGGCCGUCUUUAGAAUAAGGUAUGUGAAUGCGCCAUGGCUGCGCGUGGUGGAGGCCUGCCUUGUGGCGGCGGCGAGCGCCACGUGCGGUUUCCUCAUGAUGUUCCUGCUUGACGACUGCCGCCCACUCGGCGAGGACCCCACCAAGAACCCACUGCAGUUGUUUUGCGCGGACGGUGAAUACAACGCAAUGGCAGCGAUCUGGUUCCAAACGCCAGAAGAAUCCGUACGUUCGUUUUUACACGAUCCUAUCGGUUCCUACAAGCCGUGGUCGUUACUGGUCUUCAUCAUCUGCUACUUCUUGUUGUCGACGUGGACGUUCGGGUUGGCUGUGUCUAGUGGACUGUUCAUUCCAAACCUGCUGACCGGCGCCGCUUGGGGAAGAUUGCUCGCCAUUUUGAUACAAUAUAUGCUUCCUUCUAAUAGUAUAAACCCGGCGAAGUAUGCGCUGGUGGGCGCAGCGGCGCAGCUGGGCGGCGUCGUGCGCAUGACCAUCUCGCUCACCGUCAUCAUCAUUGAGACAACUGGUCAGAUCUCCAACGCGCUGCCCAUCAUUGUCACUGUGGUCGUCGCCAAGUGGACAGGCGACUUCUUCAACGAGGGUAUCUACGAUAUACACAUCCAAUUAGCGGGGGUUCCCCUGCUGGGCUGGGAGCCACCACCACUCACGCACACGGUAUACGCCUCCGAGGUGAUGUCUCACCCCGUGUUCACACUGCGCACCGUCGAGAGUGUCGGACACGUGCUCGAGCUGCUCCGGCUUGUGUCUUACAAUGGAUUCCCAGUUGUUGAUCCACCGCUGUCAGAUCAUUCGGAGGUGACAACAUACAAACGUCUCAGAGGAUUGAUACUCAGAUCGCAGUUAAUAGUGCUGCUCCAGAAUAAGAUAUACAAUGAGAACGCAAACACAACAUGGUCCAACUUAAAUGUUGAUAUGAACAUGUUCCGGAAGGAAUAUCCACGUUAUCCAUCUAUUGAUGAGCUAAAUAUAGAAGAAUGGGAGAAAUCAUGCUCAAUUGAUUUGAGGCCUUUCAUGAAUCCUUCUCCGUACACAUUGCCACAUCGUGCCUCAUUACCGAGAUUGUUCAAACUAUUCCGAGCUCUAGGACUGAGGCAUCUUCCUAUAGUCAAUGAUGUUAAUGAAGUUGUAGGUAUGGUAACGCGCAAAGACAUUGCCCGAUAUAGAGUUUGGAGACACAGAGGACAUAUGGGGAUGGAAGAGUUACUGUUAUCUAGUGAGAUUUAAAUUAUGACAUAUUUUAUAUUAAGUUAUUGAUGUUAUUUAUGCCAAAUAGAGGACUUAUUGUAUAAAUAAAGUUU
Papilio machaon (common yellow swallowtail) is the source of this 2611-nucleotide messenger RNA. RefSeq names its product H(+)/Cl(-) exchange transporter 7 (gene ClC-b). Gene Ontology annotation, cellular component: intracellular membrane-bounded organelle; lysosomal membrane. The record is from RefSeq and is a predicted model, not a curated record. The transcript is spliced from 15 exons. Bases 153 to 2537 code for a protein of 794 amino acids. NCBI's taxonomy places the organism in Eukaryota, Metazoa, Arthropoda, Insecta, Lepidoptera, Papilionidae. Gene Ontology annotation, molecular function: voltage-gated chloride channel activity. Gene Ontology annotation, biological process: transmembrane transport; chloride transport.